AUGACCGAGAAAGUUGAUAUGAUUGGUACGACACAAGACAAGGUACAAACUCCAGUAAACAUGGAACAAGAAGUUAUAACUACUGCCCAUUAUACUGAGUAUAUUGAUUCACAUACUUCUAAAUGGGAAACGAUUAAAAAGUUCCCCUUUGCAUGCUUUUGUAUCGGCGUAAUGAUCUUCACCUUAGUUUUAACAUCAUUUGAAUCGCAGGCAGGAGGAAUUGUUAUUUCCAUUUCUAUGUUUAGAAAACACUUCGGUGUUAUACAACCUGAUGGUUCAUAUGUUCUUGAAGCACAAUGGCAAUCUGCUAUUUCUGGUGUGCCCUUGGCUGCGCAAAUUAUUGGACAGUGGACAGGAUCUUGGUUAGCUGAUCAUUUUGGUAAGAAGUGGGUCAUAUAUGUAUCCAUACUUGUAUCAACAGCCUUCAUAGGUAUCGAAUUUGCUGCCACUACAAUCCAAACAUUUUUAGCUGGAAAAACAAUGAAUGGAUUAUGUUUGGGUAUUAUACAAGCGUCCAUUGUCUCAUAUGUGGCAGAUAUUACACCUUUUGCUUUAAGAGGUGCAUCUACAGCACUUUGUAAUAUUUCAUUCUCGAUUGGUCCGUUAGUUUGUUUCAUUAUCAACUAUUCUGAGAGUGAUAGGCUAGAUUCUUGGGCGUAUAGAUCCAUUUUUGCUGCCCAAUGGGGAUUUUCUGCUAUCUCCUUAAUUACACUAUUAUUUGUCCCAGAUUCCCCUACGUAUUAUAUAUUAAAAGGAAAGACCGAAAAAGCAGAGGCUUGCUAUGAAAAGUUAUUAAAAGAUCCUGUAUCAAUUCAACAACAAAUGGCCGUUGUCAUAAAUACGAUAAAAGAAUCACAAACAUCGGCAGAUAGCUGUACAUUCUUGGAUUGUUUUAAAGGUAAUAAUUUGAAAAGAACCAUGGUCGCGUCCGUUCCAUUUAUAUUCUGUCCAUUUUCUGGUGUAUAUUUUACAGGUAAUUAUACAACAUAUUGGUUCCAAUUAGCAGGUUUAUCGGAUUCUGAAUCUUUUAAAUACACUAUUGGUGCCCAACUUUUGUCCAUUGCUGGGUGUGUGGCUACAUUGUUUGUUGUUGAUAGAUUUGGAAGAAGAACUAAUAUCCUUUAUGGUGUGGGAACUAUUAUUGUCGUCGAUUUCAUAAUUGGAGGCACAGGUUUAGUGAAAGAUAAUGACCAAGCAUUAAAAGCUACAAUAUCAUUUAUGAUGAUGUAUGGGUUUUUUUACAACUUUGGUCUAGGUUCUGUAUGUUAUCCAAUUGCCUCUGAAAACCCUACAAGUGCAUUAAGAACCAAAACUAUUGGUCUUGCACUCUCAUCGACCAAUAUAGCGGGGAUGGUAUGGUCCUUCGUUUUACCAUACAUAUUUAAUCCAGACGAAGGAAACUUGGGUGCCAGUACGAUGUUCAUUUUCGCCGGGUUUUCACUUCUCUUUUGGGUAUACUUUUAUUUCUGUGUACCCGAAACUGCAAAUAGGACCCUUGAAGAAGUAGAUGAAAUGUAUUUUAACAAAGUUCCCUUAAGAAAUUUUGGGAGCCACGAAACUUUUUCUUCAAGAGAAAAUGAAGAAACUUUUAAGAAUGUUGCUGCUAAUGAAAAAACUAAUGAAACUCUUCAUGUCGAGGAAAUUUAA
Molecule: messenger RNA, 1647 nt
Organism: Debaryomyces hansenii CBS767
Lineage: Eukaryota; Fungi; Ascomycota; Pichiomycetes; Serinales; Debaryomycetaceae
Product: DEHA2B00528p
Exons: 1
Coding region: 1-1647 (548 amino acids)
Biological process (GO): carbohydrate transport; transmembrane transport
Cellular component (GO): membrane
Molecular function (GO): carbohydrate:proton symporter activity
Source: RefSeq, a predicted model, not a curated record